This is a messenger RNA of Aspergillus calidoustus, 1113 nucleotides long. Lineage: Eukaryota; Fungi; Ascomycota; Eurotiomycetes; Eurotiales; Aspergillaceae. The record is from the annotation of a GenBank genome assembly.
AUGUUCCGACAGAGCAUCCGACGCUUCGGCACAACUGCUCUGCGCAGUUCCGCAGAGACUUCAUACUCCGUCCGAGUGUCCUCGGCCCAGGGCGUCGUCAAUGGAUUGACCGAAGCAAUCGGCAACACCCCCCUCAUCCGUCUAAAGCGCCUGUCCGAACAAACGGGCUGCAACAUCCUCGGGAAAGCCGAGUUCCAGAACCCCGGCGGCAGCGUCAAAGACCGCGCAGCGCUCUACGUCGUGAAAGAUGCCGAGGAGCGAGGGCUGCUAAAGCCCGGCGGGACCGUCGUCGAAGGCACGGCAGGGAACACGGGUAUCGGGCUCGCGCACGUCUGCAGAUCAAAGGGGUACAAGCUCGUCAUCUACAUGCCGAACACGCAGUCGCAGGGCAAGAUUGAUCUGCUGCGGUUGCUCGGCGCGGAAGUGUACCCUGUCCCGGCUGUCGCGUUUGAUAACCCGGAGAACUAUAACCACCAGGCGAGGCGGCAUGCGGAGGCGUUGGACAAUGCGGUGUGGACGAAUCAGUUUGAUAAUACGGCGAAUCGGCGCGCGCAUGUUGAGACCACUGGCCCGGAGAUCUGGGCGCAGACCGGUGGGAAGAUUGAUGCGUUUACAUGCUCGACAGGGACCGGUGGUACGCUUGCUGGUAUCACGUACUAUCUUAAGCAAGUCAGUGGGGGUCGGGUCAAGUCGUUCCUGGCCGACCCGCCGGGCAGUGUGCUGCACAGCUAUAUCCAGAGCGGGGGCAACCUGAUUGAGCGGACGGGGAGCAGUAUCACAGAGGGAAUUGGCCAAGGCCGUGUGACGGAUAACCUGCAGCCGGAUAUCGCGACGCUGGAUGGGUCGUUGAAUAUCAGUGAUGAAAAGUCGAUUGAGAUGGUUUACCGCUGUCUUGAUGAGGAGGGGCUAUACCUUGGUGCUAGCUCUGCGCUGAAUGUUGUUGCUGCGAAGGAGGUUGCGGAGAAGCUGGGCAAGGGCAGCACGGUCGUUACUGUGCUUGCUGACGGAGCCUACCGGUAUGCGGAUCGGUUGUUCUCGGGCAAGUGGCUUGAGAGCAAGGGGUUGAGGGGUGCGAUUCCGAAGCACUUGGAGAAGUACAUUGUGCUUCCUUGA